This is a messenger RNA of Anolis carolinensis (green anole), 880 nucleotides long. RefSeq names its product metalloproteinase inhibitor 1. The coding region runs from base 112 to 777 and encodes 221 amino acids. The transcript is spliced from 6 exons. Gene Ontology annotation, cellular component: extracellular matrix. Gene Ontology annotation, molecular function: protease binding; metalloendopeptidase inhibitor activity. NCBI's taxonomy places the organism in Eukaryota, Metazoa, Chordata, Lepidosauria, Squamata, Anolidae. The record is from RefSeq and is a predicted model, not a curated record. Gene Ontology annotation, biological process: response to cytokine; negative regulation of membrane protein ectodomain proteolysis; response to hormone.
AAGCAGGGUGAUAUUUAAGUACGAGACAGAAGAGCUGGGAGACGCAGUCUGAAGUGGCAGAAGACGCUUAAAGAGACUUGCAGAGUUCAAGUAAAAAGAAAGAACGAAAGAAUGAAAAUGAACUUGGCUAAAGUAAGCAGAUUCCUGGCUGCCAGCUUCCUCCUCCUCGCUCUCCUCGAAGAUACCACCGAGGCCUGCUCCUGUGCCCCCCGGCACCCCCAGACGGCAUUCUGCUCCGCUGAUAUUGUGCUCAGGGCCAAAUUUGUGGCUAUCAACAAGAUGGAGGGGAACGUCUCAGAAAGAAGGUGGAUGUACCAUGAGAUCAAAACCACCAAGCUCUACAAAGGUCCUGAGGAGAUGCAAGAUGUCCGCUAUGUCCACACUCCACCCAUUGAUGGCGCAUGUGGAUACUUCCAUGGUGGACCACUCAAAGAAGAAUAUCUCAUUACAGGGAGACUGAAAGGCGACGAAGUCCUGAUCACAAUCUGUGAUUUCAUCAGACCAUGGGCUGAGAUAACUCUUGCACAGAAGCGAGGCUUUACCUCAGAGUACAGCAAGGGCUGCUCCUGCUCAAUUGUGAGCUGCCAUUCAGAAUGCUCCAUUACCUCUGAUAAUCAGUGUCUGUGGACGGAUUUACUCAGAUCCCAGAAUCAGAGUUAUUUCCAAGACAAACACUUGGCCUGUCUACCCCGAGUUGAAAAAAAUGGCAUGUGUACCUGGAAAUCCCUGGGUACCCAAAGGUCUGGAUCCUUUCGUAAGAGGCGGCUGACACAGUGAUAUCUUCAUGAACUCUCAUGGAGCUAGUGCUCCAUGCCUCUAACCCCUCCCCACUCUUCUCUCUGUGUUGACUCUUAUUAAAUAAAUGGUGGUUCCAAACCCA